GCCCAGCCAGCUGGGCGAGCCGAGGGGAACGGGAGUAGCAGCGGCGCAGAUCGGUCCCCGCGGCCGCCAUGCCCGGCAUCGACAAGCUGCCCAUCGAGGAGACGCUGGAAGACAGCCCUCAGACCCGUUCUUUGCUGGGAGUAUUUGAAGAAGAUGCUGCUGCAAUUUCCAACUACGUCAAUCAGUUAUUUCAAGCAAUGCAUAGAGUAUAUGAUGCACAGAAUGAAUUAAGUGCAGCAACUCAUCUGACUUCAAAGCUUCUGAAGGAAUAUGAGAAACAGCAUUUUCCAUUAGGGGGAGAUGAUGAAGUUAUGAAUUCUACUUUACAGCAAUUUGCAAAAGUGAUUGAUGAGCUCAGUUCUUGCCAUGCAGUACUUUCAACUCAACUUGCAGAUGCAAUGAUGUUUCCUAUUACUCAGUUUAAAGAAAGAGAUCUAAAAGAGAUAUUAACUCUAAAAGAAGUUUUCCAAAUUGCAAGCAAUGACCAUGAUGCUGCCAUUAUCCGAUACAGCCGGUUGUCAAAAAGAAGGGAAAAUGAAAAGAUCAAGGCUGAAGUUACAGAAGAUGUGUAUACUUCCAGGAAAAAACAGCAUCAGACUAUGAUGCAUUAUUUCUGUGCAUUAAAUACUCUUCAGUACAAGAAGAAAAUUGCCGUGUUAGAACCCUUGCUAGGAUACAUGCAAGCUCAGAUAAGUUUUUUUAAAAUGGGUUCAGAAAAUCUCACUGAGCAACUGGAAGAAUUUCUCACCAACAUUGGUACAAGCGUACAAAAUGUUCGCAGGGAAAUGGAGUGCGAAAUAGAGAACAUGCAGCAAACUAUAGAAGACUUGGAAGUAGCCAGUGAUCCACUUUAUUUGCCUGAUCCUGAUCCUGCAAAAUUUCCUGUCCAUAGAAAUCUGACACGGAAAGCUGGCUAUCUCAAUGCAAGGAAUAAAACAGGGCUGGUAUCUUCCAGCUGGGAGAGACAGUUCUACUUCACUCAAGGUGGAAACCUGAUGAGCCAGGCAAGAGGAGAUGUGGCUGGGGGACUUGUCAUGGACAUAGACAAUUGUUCAGUGAUGGCUGUGGACUGCGAAGACAGACGGUACUGUUUUCAAAUAACAUCUUUUGAUGGUAAAAAGUCUUCGAUCUUACAAGCAGAGAGUAAAAAAGAUUAUGAGGAGUGGAUAUGCACAAUAAACAACAUAUCUAAACAGAUAUAUCUAAGUGAAAACCCUGAGGAAAUUGCUGCACGUGUAAACCAGUCAGCUCUCGAGGCCGUUACUCCGUCGCCUUCAUUUCAGCAGAGGCACGAGAGCAUGCGUCCGACUGUACAACCCCGGCCGCCCGCAGCGCGCACCAGCAGCACGGGGUCGCUGGGCUCCGAAUCCGCCGCUCUGUCUGCGCUGUCCUUGGAUUCCCUUGUUGCCCCUGACACUCCUAUUCAAUUUGACAUAAUAUCUCCAGUUAGUGAAGAUCUGCCUGGUCAAGCAAAGUCUUCAGGGCAGUCAGGCAGACGCACAAAUCCUUUUGGUGAAACGGGAGGCUCAAAAUCUGAAACUGAAGAUUCAAUUCUUCAUCAGUUGUUCAUUGUAAGGUUUCUUGGCUCUAUGGAGGUGAAGUCUGAUGAAAGUCCAGAUGUUGUUUAUGAAACAAUGCGUCAAAUCCUAGCAGCUCGGGCCAUCCAUAACAUUUUCAGGAUGACAGAAUCCCAUUUAUUAGUCACUUGUGACUGCUUAAAGUUAAUUGAUCCACAGACACAAGUUACAAGACUACGAUUUCCUUUGCCCAAUGUAGUCUUGUAUGCAACACACCAGGAGAACAAGCGCCUCUUUGGAUUUGUGCUUAGAACUUCAGGAGGGAGAGCUGACAGUCGACAAACUUCCAUCUGCUAUAUCUUUGAAUCAAAUAAUGAAGGGGAAAAGAUUUGUGACUCCGUUGGACUGGCGAAACAGAUUGCUUUCCAUGCAGAACUGGAUCGAAAAGCAUCGGAAAAGCAAAAAGAAAUGGAGAGGGUCAAAGAGAAACAACAAAAAGAACUGACUAAACAAAAACAAAUUGAAAAGGACUUAGAGGAGCAAAGCCGACUGAUAGCUGCUUCCAACAGAUCAAACCCUAGCAGUGGAGAAGGACAGUUUGUAGUCCUUAGCAGCAGCCAGUCAGAAGACAGCGAUUUAGGAGAGGAUGGAAAGAAGAAAAGGGAAUCUGAAACCUAAGGUUGCCUAGUAAAUUAAAAUUGGAAUCAUGGAUAUAAGUUUUACAAGAAGUGAAAUAUAGGUGGAGGGUCUGUUGUUUAUAUAAAAAACUUCACAAUGUCUAGACCCUAAUAUGCCUUGCUGUUUCUUUCUCAAUUAAGUGAUUUCCACUUUCAUGUCAGUUCCUCUUUUGUAUGCCAGAUAGACAUGGUAGCAUCACCAUUCUUUUUUUCAAAAAUUGUUUUCUCAAAGAAUUCUCUGCAGGAAGGGAAAAAGAUGGAUUUUUCUUUUUUCCGUGUACUCAUCUGUGCAAUUGACUGCUUUGGAAAUGAAACUUAAGCUCUCACUGAACUUGAGCAGUACUGAAAUUUGUUCUUUACACUGCAGUUUGCAGAACACCUUGCUGGAAACAAAAGUGGGGGUCCAGAUAAGACAGUGCUAAGCUUUAUAGAACUUGUUGCACAUAACUGUUCUUACAGUUAAAGAAAAAUCCUUAUUAACAUCUAUGGGAUGUGCAGUAGUUGUAGAAAGAAAGAUCAUAGUGUUUGUUUCAUAUUGCAGUGUAUGGUGCUGUCUUUCUUUUGUGAUUUAAAUGCUUCUUUGAACAGGAGAUUAAAAGAAAAUACUUGUCAGACAUAGGUAAGAGCUGAAGAGAUGCAAUUGCACUUUGCUGCAUGAGGAAUGCAUUAAAAAUUCCUUAUCAAAUAGUAAAUAUAAUGUCUAAGUGCCAUGUUCCUGGUUUUUCCCCAGUGUGUAAAGAAAAGCAGUAAGCUGCCGAGUUCAUUUUCAAUAAAAACAUGCACGGAGUUGCAGAAACAUUGAAUUCCACCACUUGAAAAAUCUGAAUCCAUAAAGGCCUUGCUACCAGUAACUGCAUUUGCUGAAAAUGAGUUAAAGCUUUUUAAGUCUUUCUAUGGAACUGUCUUUUGCAAAGAGAAGUAAAAGACGAUGCUAGUCUGCAUCCUGAAGUUGGUCUCUUAACGCAUUUUUCAAAGCAGUCUCUGUUUAUACCUCAUAAGCCUGAACUCCAUGGUCCAUACCCUGUGUAAUAUUUAUUUUGUAUAAUACUAAAUGUGCAUUCAUCUUUUGAUCCAGAAGAGAAAACGUGUUUGAAGUAAGAAGAAAUAUUUAUUUUUGCACUAAUUACUAUAAAUACUAAACUCCAAUGGAACAGAUGUCUCUCUAAUAGUGGCCUGAGCAUAACAGAAAAUGUAGAAAGAGAAGAAUAUAUUCUAAGAUGUUUUAUAAUGGUUAAGAGUGUUUUACAGUUCAUUGCAGAGCAUUUUUAGUCUUUGGCUUUCAGCCCAGCCCUUCAUAGCUAGAAUUGCAUGGUGCUGAGUAAGUGAGGAAUUUCAGGACCUCUGUGCUAGAUGGCUGUGCAAAAAAGGAACACUGUCCUUAAUUGCUCAGAAGUUGUUUUGCAUAGGCUGACAAAGGCAAUCUCUUGCUUUUUACGCUGGAGAUGGACAGGCAUUUCUAUGCAGCAACCAACUGCAUCUGCCUCCUGUCACAGCAAAGAGAAGGGAGCAUUGCUCUCAUGGUGCCACUGGCACCACAGCGUACAGCAGGGACUGAGCAGCUGUGGAAGCGCUCACAGUAUUUUAAAGAGGAGGUGGAGUGGGAGACUGAGCAAGAGAGAGGCUGCAGGGUCUCUUCCUUCUGUUCAUCCUCAGAGUAGCCAGAGUAGCUCGCAGAAGUACCUGCUUUGGCUGUUAUCCAGUCAGACCUUGUGGCAUCAGCACGCGGCCAGAUGUUGCCUUCAUAGUGUCUCAUGGAACGUGCACAUCUAAGGCUUUCAAAACAAACAACAACAAACAAAAACUUAAGUGGCAUUUACUUCCUAUCUAGUCUUGCAUUCUCAUCUAGAAGAGGCUACUUCUAUUUUCAACAGAAACAUGCAGAAAGACAGCAAAUGCUUUUUUUCUUUUCUUUUCCUGCCUAUAUCUAUUUGCAUGGCAGCCGGUUUAUCUCUACAAGUUGCUUCAGUUUGUCUUUCUCUUGGAUUUAUUUUUUUUUUUUUGUAUGUAAUGAAUUCUAUUUUCUAUGAAAUAACAUGCCAGCACAGCUCAAAUUAAUAAAGUCAUUAAGGUUGAGAAGAUGACUAAUAUCAUCUAGUCCAACCUUUAACCACCAAAUUUACUGUGUCUUCCUCGAUUACAUGCUAAAGGUAAAUUAAUUCAGCAACAGCACAGAGUCUGUUUCACGAAUCUGGUCACCAAGCUGUCGGAGUGAGAUGAGCUGCAGUGGCCACAGCACCAGGAGGAAGACAGCUAACAGAUCAGCAACCUCAUCCAAAGGUACUGCUGACGGGGUGCCUUACUGGAGAGAGGGCAGAGAGCUGAGUUAUCUUUUCUUGAACCCACCCAUUAUGUUUUGGACAUAAAUACACAACUAUGAGGAGGCAAUCAAGAGAAAAAUCUGGUUUUAUAACAUUGCUGUUAUAAAAUUUUUCAGAUUAAAUGAUAUCUGAUGGGAAUUACUCCAGUUUUAGUUCAUGUUUUACCAUCUAUACCAUUAAACGUAGUUUUCUUAAUCAGACAGCAUAGGAUCGAGUUGCAUUUCACUUGCAGUGAAUGAUUCUUUUCUCCUCACCCUCUGAAAAGAAGGGAAAUAAACGACGAGAGCAGCACUUCAAAAAAAGUGACAUGCGUGAAUGAAAUGAGGUGGCUUUGUUUUGCUGUUUAGGAGAGUUUUGCUGGUAUAAAAUGAGCAAAAAGACAGAGUUAAAAGCUUCUGGAAAAGUGAUGAAAGCUGCAGGAGCAAAGGGCAAGUUGUGGGAGAUCAGGAUGCUAAAAUGGAACAUUACAAUGAAUUAGCAGUGGGAUGAGAAUUACUCAGUGCCAUUUAAAGGGAGGAGCACCUGGGUCCGUGGAUAAAACUACCACAAGGCAAAGAAUAGCUGCUGAGCUUUUAUCCAUGUCCUCCUCCCCUCAGAAAAUCUUUCUGGUACCCUUUGAACUAUGAAUUGCAGAACUACUUCAUCAGAAAACAUGUUUCUUAAUUAAAAAAAUUAGAGUACUUAAUAUUUACUUUGAGAGUACAACUUGUAAUAUGAACACCUCGUGUUCUCCUGGGAAUGACUGUGGUAAGGUUUCACCGCCUGUUAUUUCAAUAAAUUACUGGCUGGUUUCCUUUCUCGUAAUUUAUUUUGCCUGUUUCAUAUUUCCUGUUGCCUUUACUUAAGGACUGGUCUUCUGAGCACUUCCAGCUGAAGCUGUAAUUUGCUUUAUGUGAACACAGUAUUAUUUCAGAAACUACUUGCAUAAUGGGAUGUUAAGUUUAUUACACAAUGUAGGCCAUGCGCCUCUUGCUCUCAGUUGUUCUGCUCUACGUACGUUCUGUAUGAAUGUAGCAGUGUGAAUAUCAAAAUACAUAAGAAGUGUGGGCAAACUACAGGCAUGCAUUUCAUUGCAUUGUAACUAAUACCAAGGACAAGCUGAUAGUCAUGCAGCUUAGUCACACAGACCUGGUAACGUGUGUGUUGUGUGAGCAAGUGUGGAUUUGAUAGUCUGUUAUUUCUGUAAUAUUUUUAAGUUGGAAAUUAUAUCGAGACAGCUUACAAACUAACAGACAAGUAAUAUUUAAGAGCUCAGAGACAUGCAGACAAAUGACAUCUUUGUAUGGAUGCAAAACCACAGCUGACAAACCUGAUGCAGCUGAGCCUUUUUAUAAAGAUAUAAUUUAUUUCCACUGCAGAAAAAUAUUGGCUGGUCAUAUGUUCAAGGUGAAGUGUGAUGAAUUAAAGAAGGUGCACAGAAUUUAGGAGAAGCCAGUGCAGAAAGCUGUGUUGUCGCACAGUCCCUUGUUAUUUCCAGAGCUGACACACUCAAAGAAAGAAAUCCUGCCUCUGCUCAGUGAGUUCAGUUGAGAUAUUUAGUCCAACAGCAAGAACUGGUAUCUUACUUUCUCUCCUUUGCUCUGUUUUACAGAAUUUCUUGCAAGUCUAUCAAUCUCCAAGGUUUUUCUUUCUACCCAAGCAGUAAGCUGUGUUUUUGUCAUGCCAUAGUGGUAUCUAAGUUAUCAUGACAAGAAUAAGUUGGUGUGUGUCAUUGUGAUUGCACUUGUAUUCCUAAUGAAGUUUAUAUUGCAAGCCAAGGAUUUUGUACAAUCUUUCAGGUCACUUUUAUAAUGCAGUGGAGUGGUCAAAUUCUUAUGAUGAUGUUCUGGAUUGGUCCUGUUCUAGUGAAGUGUAAGUGAUUUUUGCAAUGUUUGAGACUUACACGUUUGUCCCUGAAUAGCUGUAUUACAGACCUCCAGUAGCAUCCCUACUUAAUUCAGCUUUGAUUGUUGUGUCUUAAUCUUGGAAGCACCAAUAGUACGUAUGAUGCCAAAACUUCAGUCAGCAUUUUGUAGGUUAUGUAAAAGCUUAAGCAUAGUAACUUUCUGAGUGGAAUUUGUCCUGAUACAAGAACUGGUUCUUCCCUAGUAGUGACAUUCUGGGUGUGCCGUUACUGGUGACAGGAGGCAUUCCCUUCCAUUAAACCAAGCCCUAACAUGCAGCUGAAUCUCUCUCUUGGAAAGUGCAUCUCAAUUCUCUUAACUUUAAUCAUAUCAGCCAGCUCUCCUCAGAGGAAGUCUCUCUACUUGGGAAUGCUGGUAAUUUCUGCAACAAUCAAAGACUGAACGUUAGAAGAAAAAACCCUUUCUAUCUCUGCUGGCUGUGUUAGUGCACAUGUUGCUCUGUUAGAUGACAACGUGUAGCACGUUGUACGGAGCUGCAGUUAUGGUCACCAUCAGAAUUCAUUUGUACAGAAGCUAUACCAGCACAACUAUUAAUGGGAGUACCUCCACCUGUUUUCACUGGCUUCAUUAGUUUUCUUAAUUACGUGACAGACACCAUGUGAAAAGCAAUGGGUCAUACUACAUUACGGUUAAAUUUGUAUUUUAUAAGAUUUGUAGAUUUUUCUGGAGAAAAGCAGACUUUUGAACUAUGUAACUCUAAGUGAAUACAGAUGCAUGUAUAACUAGAAAAUCUAUGCUUAACUGAUAAUGAAGGAAUAAAUACUAUUAAUACCAAA
This is a messenger RNA of Tympanuchus pallidicinctus (lesser prairie-chicken), 7192 nucleotides long. It is a transcript of the gene APPL1, whose product is annotated as adaptor protein, phosphotyrosine interacting with PH domain and leucine zipper 1. The coding region runs from base 69 to 2195 and encodes 708 amino acids. The record is from RefSeq and is a predicted model, not a curated record. Gene Ontology annotation, biological process: signaling. The transcript has 22 exons. Gene Ontology annotation, molecular function: identical protein binding. Lineage: Eukaryota; Metazoa; Chordata; Aves; Galliformes; Phasianidae. Gene Ontology annotation, cellular component: endosome membrane; cytoplasm.